AUGAGAUUUGUUGUUGGCUCUCAUGGCUACCUCCUAACAUCUUUUGACCAAGAGUGGCUGCAAGCAAACAAAUUGCAAGAAUAUGCCAGUGCUGUUUAUGAGAAAAGCCAUGCAUUGGGAAAUUGUUGGGGCUUUGUUGACGGUACAGUAAGGGCUAUCUGCAGACCAGAGAAAAAUCAGAAGACAGUCUACAAUGGACAUAAGAGGGUCCAUGCUUUGAAAUACCAAUCUGUUAUAGCAGCAAAUGGCCUCAUAGCCAACCUCUUUGGGCCAAUAGGUAAGUAAUUUGUUAGAAUUUGUAUUUAUAUGAAUGAAAAUUUAUUGGAAAUCUCAUAUUCAUUAAUUAUUGAUUUUUAUUUUUAUUUUUUUUAUUGUUUUUGAUGUUACUCUGAGUGUAUAUCCACACUGGGCAGGUAGGCCGUCACAUAAGGCUAAAAAUAUGCCUAGAAAGUGACUUUCGUUGCACACAUCAGGAGGCUAAUGAUUUCUUUCAUAAAGUAGUAGAGGAGCAUGCCAAAUCAAAUAAUAAAAAAAGCCCCCGGUCAUAAGUGUGCACCAAGAAAUCGACUAUAUUCUGGUGAUGACGUCAUCUAUAGUUCCGAAAGGUAAAAAUGUUCGAAUUUCAAAAAAUGUUUAAUGCCAUCAGAUUGAGGUGCAUAAUUGGACAAAAAAACUAUAUUACACGUUCAUACCGAGAUAUCACGUUCCAAAGUUUUUAAAAAUGCUGAGUCAGCAUUUUUGUUUCUCCAGUAAAACUUAUAUUGACAGACUGUAUGCAGGGAAAGGGCUUAUUUUGCACUAGUACCUUAAAUUGCGCACCACAGUAUGUGAAUUAAAGUGGUUAUGCAAGUCAGAAAACUAAAAUGCGAAUAAAAAAUUCAAAUUGUUUACCCGUCAUCUAAAGCCUUUGAAAGAAACCUAGAAGAUGAAAUCUGUUGCACAUGUUGCCAGACUAACUAAUUUCACCAUGAUCAGACAGUUCUUUUGGAGUAGUUCUGAUAUUACAUGGCCAAAUUUUACCAAUGCACGCUGUACACAAGCAAGCCAUGACUUAUUAUUACUCAACAGGCACAUAUUACUCAACAGGCAAUAUCACUGACUGCUAUUAAUUCCACUCUGUAGAAUAAUUUUUUUAAAGAAAUUCAUUUAGUAAAGUUAUUCAUUCAGCUACAGGCAGCCUAGGGUCCAUAAGCCACUUCACAGUGGCUAGCUUUUUCUUAAGCAAUAUAGAAGCAUGAUACAGAAUUUGUAGCUCAUUCAAUAUGGACUGUGUAGGGCUGUGGUUAUCAUCAUAUCCCAUGUUGUACAAAACCAUUGAAGUUGUUUCACAUAGGCUGGGGCGGUUUUUCGGUAAACCGAAAAAGUUCUGUCUUUUUUUGAAACCGGUUUUUCGGUUUUGCCAAAAUCAAAAAAAAACGAAAAAAGCGGACAAAGCACAACGAAAAAACCGGAAAAAUUACUCACAAGAUGUCUUAUCCUGUCCAUACAAAUAGUAUAAUUCUUGUAUCACUUAUUAUGGUACUUAACCUCAAUGGCAACACAAUAUUCUCUACAAUUUUUAAUAAGAUCCUGUAGUUGUCCUUUUUCUUUGUGCCAGCUUCGCGCAAUAGACCUGCAUCUGAAGUCUCACACGCAACAAGGGUUAUUCUUCACGGAAAAUAAUUUUGGAAUAAAUAUUAUUCAGGUGAUUAUUUUGCUAUGUGAUCACUGCACCAUUUACUAGCAACUGUAUAAUGAUUUCAUUUAAUUAUAAAUAUACCAUAUAAUUACAAUGUAAGACAUAUCAUGACAAACAAAUCGGAUUGUUUCUUGCAUAUUAUGCAUACUGAGGGCAAAACAUUUGGUGAUCAUGAUCUAGCAUUUAUGUCACUAUUUUGGGGACCAUCAUUGUUAAGCUUAUUUGGUGGAACAGUCUGCAACUUCACAGCCAAUUAAGAUUUCACUACCUCGUGCUCUCUUUUCCUCCACUUUUUGCAACUUGUUUUAAUCACAAAGUCUUUUACAGCAGUUCUCACGGCAAUGCCAGUCGAGUUCCCAGUGCCUCCUGAGGCCCCCAUUUAAUGGCCCCCAUUUAAUUUUUUAAGUGGGGCUUUAUUUUUUCAAAAUUAAGUUGAGGGUGGGAAAGAAAAAUUUUUUCAAACCAUAUUCCUUAAAAAUAGCAAAUUUUUCCCUGUCUAUGUCUACUAUAAAGGGGGUCCGAAUUUCACAAUUUCACCAAUUCCUGCUUUUGGGGGCCACCUGUUGUAAAUUUUCUGACCCUAUACAACUGAGGCUCAGGCCAAUGUUUAUGGUCAUUUUUUGUCGGGAGGGGGGGAGUCAUGGUAGCUGCCGCUUCUGGGCACCCAAACACCCUUCAAGUUCCCCACAGCAGUUUGAGCGUGAAAAAUGCCUUUCUACAUUGGGCUAUCUAUUUAAUAUCCACAUCCCCCUCCUAUCGAUAAGGUCAGUAAAAUUUUAACUCCCAAGAAAAAAAGAUCAAAGUGCUGACAGCCUGACACAAAACCCCUCUGACAUUUGUAAAUUUUCCCUUACCCCUCAGAACAAUAAAAAACAUCAAAGUAUGCCGACAGGCUUAACCCCACAGAAAUGACUUUGGGGUCACCCUUCAGAGAAAUUCAUGCAAAGAGGACGGGGGGGGGUCUGGACAUUAAAGAUGCGGUACAGUCCGAUCUGUGCAUGUGCACAAAGGAGCCCUCUUUUUAUUAUACAAACAGUAAAAGCAUAAUUGUUGUGUCUUGAUAAUUUAUUAUACUCUAGAAUCAUGAAAAUAUAAAUAGUUGUCGAAUGAAAUUCAAUGUUUUGGAUACCAACAUGUAAACAAAGCCUUUGUUUACAUACAGACUGUACCGCACUUUAAACUUAAUGUACACCCGGCCCCUAUGGACGAGUUCGAUAAAAUUUGAACCCAUAUAAGGCCCUAUAAAGAAGAAAAGAUCAAAGUGCCGACACAAACACCCCCCAGAAAUUAAGAAAUUUUUGCCUUACCCCUCAGGAAAAACGCAAAGAUCAAAGUAUGCCGAUGCACACAACCCCUCAGCAACAGCUUUUUCAACCCCCCUCAGAAACUCUCGUCUAUAGGGGGGGGGGGGGUUAUAAUUAAGUGGUGGCCCCAUCUUCGCUAGUAAACAAGUCCGAAUUGUGACAGAUUUCUGGUCUUUGAGCUUCGCCAAUUUCUCACGACAAGAAAAUCUCUUCAGACGCUUGUUUGUGACCUUUAGAAGUGAUUGUGAAACAUCCUCAAAAUGAAUACAACAUUUAUUCAAUUUUAAAUGUUUGAGUGACCAACUUGUUUUAGCCGCCAUAUUGCUUUUAUCCGCGCGUGGCAGCUAUGUUGCCAUGGAAACACGCGCGAUUUCAAGAUGGCGUAAACGAAACAUUGAUCGAAUAUUAUCAAAGUUUCAAGUCUAUUUUCUACCUAUUGUGCACACUAGUGAACGGGGGCUUUGUAUUUCAUGAAUAAGGAGACUCAUAUGCAUUGUGUUAUGGCGGAAUUUUUUAGCCUCGCGACAUGUGCAACGAACUUGAAAGAUAUAGCAGAUAUGUGACGGCCUAAUUCCAUGAUUUCCAUCCACUUGUCAUUAUCCUGAAGAACUUCAAGGCUAAAUUUUUGACAAUUUGAACACGGUAGAAGCUCGAAUAUGUCUUUUAAAAUUUCCAUAUUGACUAAACGAAAGCCAGACACUGUCCUUUAUGGAUUCGGUCGAAAUACUAGCAGAAAUCUUUCGAGCGGCCGAAGCAGAAGUAUUUGCUUCGCUCGUCUCACCUUGAUCAGAAAUUCUAAGCUUCUUAGCCAUAUUUUGAAACUGAUUGCCAGAUAAUUUACGCUUUUUCGCAUACCCAGAUGAUUUCUUAUUCCCCAUCGUUACAUAAUGAGAAUAACUUCGAUAAAAGAACAACUUUGUCUUUAGUUGCUUUGUAGACCAUGUAGUUGUGAAUUUCAAAUGUGUUGAUCACUCAAAACUUUGAGUCAAAAGCACUGAUAGUCUGAUAGCAGUUUGCUCGCAAAUAACUUGUGGUUUACAUGGCCUAUACUUCAUGUACGCAAGCCAAUGCGAUGCAAAUAUAACACUAUGGUAAUGUCUAAAAGGGAUGGACGAGAGGUAGUUUACGAGGUGGUUCCAAAAUUGAAAUAAGAGUUUGCGUUAGUAUUAGGGUUAGUGUGGGGGUUAGGAUUAGGUGUGGUGUGAGGGUAAGGUUUAGUAUUGUUGCAAGUGGCUGGUUGUUGAUUCUUUUACGUUUUAAUGAUCUUGAAAACUGGCGGCCAUCUUGAAAACCUGCCUCUAGUCCAUCCACUUUAGCCACGACCAUAACGGUAUAUUAGCAAUACAAUCAGAUUUCAUUCAGGACAACGACGCGUUGCUAAGGCGUUGCCAAGGAGAAAAAUCUUACAUAUCCUCACGAAAUCGCUAAAAUGUUGUACUUCUACUUAAAGUUAGGGGGUGAACAAUACAUCAAACGAAAGCUCAUGAAUUGGGGAAUGCAAUAUUUCUUUAUUCCUAAAAAUCAGCAAAAACUAUACGAACCUCUUCAAACAUGCCAAUAUCACUGUAAAUUUGCGGUAGGUAUAACAAUAUGGCCACCAGUUACUUCAUUUAUGCAUACCAGAUGCUCUAUCCAGUCGUAAUUUUGAGCUCAGUGGCAUGUAUAUGUGCUACGGAAAUUUGAAGCCGAACUUGAAGGCCAGUUCCAAUCUUUUCACACAUGCGAAGAGCGCGGUCAGUCAACACAAGUACAACUGAUGUAUUCUUGAAAACCGGCUUAAAAUUUGCGCAAAAAAGCUUUGAACAGCGCUCAAAGAGUUCAGGUAAAAUUUCCUAGUAGGGCCACAUAAAAAUAUAAUUUAUAUAUCAAUAAAUAAAAGUGUCACAAACUGAAAUAAACAUAUUUCUCCACGAACAAUGAUUGGACCCUUGAACUGAAUGCGAAGUUCCGUUAAAAUGCAAUGAAAUUUCUUUCAAGGUUCUAUUUGUUUGAAAUUGGCAGUUUAAAAUGGCACUAAAAACCCAAUAUAAAAUAUAAAAAACUUAACUUUCUUGAAAUAUUUUGUCGGGCGGUACAUUUAUAUUGUAUAACAAAAUAUUAAAAAAUUUCACGCGGCUCUUAAAAUACUGUUGGGCGGUAAUGAGAAUCAAGGAAUUUAUUUUAUGUGGCCUAGACUUCACAGUUAAAUAUUUUCCUUAUUUUUUCCCAAUAAUAAGAGCACACUAGCUCCCUAAACUGGUCUCGUGAGAAAACCGCCAGGCAUAAUCACGCGGGUCUUGACCCCCUUCAAGAAAAAGAUAGGCGGUUUAUCUGAAGGUAGCGUUCCAGUUGUAUUCAUUUCACUGGCCCAUAGUCAUUCUAAUGACUUUGUUAGACAAGCCGGCGAACUUCAAAUAUGUUAUUGAAGAAACAAACGUGGAAGUUGAAAGGGAUUUGAACCUGCACAAACUUCUUUUUAAAACUAGUUGGAAAUGGCUGAACGAUCGAACAUCCUUUCUUUAUUGCACUAUGGUUAUAAAAUGUCACAAUUCUGCACCAGCAGUCAAAACAAACACUUCAUGCCAGUGUACGUGUUAACCACUUUAGUAGAUGCAUGUAAAAUAAUAUCAAGUUGCUAUUAACAGCACAAAAUAAUCCUCAACCAAAUUCUCAACACGAAGUUUCCUAACUACGUACGUAGUGCCUCGUAUGAUGUGCCUCGUUUUACUGACAAACGUAAAAUCUCUGCGCUUGUCAACAAGAUGUGUUCGCACAGCUUGUUUCCAGUUGUUGGCAUGUAUGGAACAAGUUGUUAUCAUCUUGUGACAAGAUGAUGAGGCCAACAGACUCGCAACAAGUUGUUCCAACAAGUCUGAUGUUGGGUGCACGUAUCAAGUUGUUAACAAGUUGAUGACAAUAAGCUUGUAGCAACGUGGUACGAAGGCUGUAUUAGUAGUAUUGGAACAACUUGUAGAACGUCUGUUUCCGUGAUCAACCUUGUAACUUGUUCCAGACUUGUCACAACAAUUGGGAACAAGGAGUGUGAACACAUCCUGAUAUCGGCCUGACAACAACCUUGCUAUAACUUUGCAGAUUGUAAUUACUUGCGCGUUUUAAAAAUGGGUAUAAAUCUUUUCAUUUCACUUCAGGCAAACCGUACGGCUUAUAUGAAAUAUAUUUGGGUGAACAUGUCAGUGUUUUACAAGGUUGCGGGCUCGGAGGCGGAUCUCUUAUCAAUGCUAAUGUUGGUCUCGACGCUGAGCCUGCGGUGUACCACAAACCAGAUUGGCCAGAGGCUUUCAUGAGUGACGUGGAAAACAUGUUGAAAACGGACCGGAAACACGUGACUGACAUGCUCAAACCUACGCCAUACCCAGACUCUUAUCCCGCAUUGGAUAAAAUUGAACGAAUGCAAGAGGGGUUUGCUGCCUUUGAUAUAGAGGACUUGGAUAAGCAUUUUUAUAAGACUCCAAUUUAUGUGACCUUUGAGGAUAAGGAAAGAAAUCAUGUUGGCGUGCCACAGCCGAAGUGUACAGCGUGUGGAAAUUGCUGUGGUGGUUGUAAUGUCGGAGCGAAGAAUACGUUGAAUAUGAAUUAUAUUGCUGAAGCCAAGGUGUACGGGGCAGAGAUUUAUACCAAGGUACAGUACACUGUGCUUAUAAUAUAUAAUAUGCAUGGAAAAAUUACUCAAAUCUGAUAUUGGCUAAGAGCAGUGCAAUAUUUUAUUGUAAUACGAUGCCAAACAAUUAAAAUAACCUUCCGGAAAGCAUGUGACUUUGGCUAUCAUAGAGCCUCGGUAUCGUGUAUGUGACACAAGGUAAAUUCCAACAUCUCAAUCACGAGAACGAUGCCCCAUAGCCCAGGUGACGUACUUUUCUGAAAGUGUGUAGUAUAUAAAUAUAAUAAUAAUAAAUACAUUAUUAAGAAUAUCAUUCAAAUUAAAUGAGUGAGUGCAGAAUUGUGUGUAAGUGACUAUCAAUCUGCUUCUGCAUAAGAUUUUUCAUGUAUAAUAUUAUUAAUAAGUAAUAUUACUUUUUCGUGCAAAUUGGAAAAUAUUAACUCGAGAAAUAAUGAAACUAUUUUCAUAUUUUUACUGCUAAAAAUGGCAAGAAAGUAUUGUUUGAUAAAUUUUAAAGGGCAUGAUCAACCACAAUGCAAUACGCGCUUUUGUUUACGUUUUUCAGUUACUUUCCUCAACCCUUUCUCUGGCCCACAACGUAACAGAAAAGUAAACAAACGUACGCAUUGCAUUGUGGUUGAUCAUGUCUCUUUAAAUGGGAUUUAACUCGUAUUUUGCUAUUUAUAGACCACAAUCGAAGAUACGAGUUCAAAUCCAGCUCGAUAUAAUUUAUGUUUUAACCCAGGAAUUUUCAAAAAAAUUUCAUUUUCUUGCCAACCCCGGAAUUUUCAAAAAAAUUUUUAAGGGACAACAUGUCCCUUACAGUAUCCAAAUUUUAAAAAGACCCUGAGGAUAUUAUAUUGUAAUACAAUGAUUUUUGUUGAUAUCAAUUUAUUUUCAAUAGAUUGAAGUGAUGUCGAUUGCGCGAGAAUCCAAUUCAAACGAGUGGCUAGUUCAUUACAAACAUCUUGUGAAAGGCUGGUUCGAAGUUGCAGAACAAACAAUUCGCGCAGGUCAUGUUAUCUUGGGAGCAGGGGCCUUAGGAUCCACCAAAAUCCUCCUUCGCUCAAAAGAACGUGGCUUGAAUAUUUCCCGUACGAUUGGGACAAGAUUCUCAACGAACGGAGACAUGCCCGCAUUCAGCUACGAUGGGACGAGGGAGACGAAUUCUAUUGGUGUUAAAACGAAGGAUUUGAUCGGUCCUGAUAAGAAGGUCGCUCCAGGCCCCUGUAUCACGACCGUGAUGGAUUUGAGAAGGCAAGGUGGGAAACUGGUGGACAAUUUUGUUAUUGAAGAUGGAACUCCGCCUUCUUCCGUAGGGCUAGUAUAUAGCAUUGGGCUUACUGUUGCUGCUAAGGUGAUUAUUUUAAUGUAACCAGCUGCUGUUUUCUUCCUUUUUUAACCAACAGGGUUUUGUUAGAUAUUGACCUACCCAAUGGGCCCGAAUACAGACAACCCCGUUAAUACAGACAACCCCGUUAAUACACACAACCCCACAAAACGCUAUACUACUCUAAAUUGCAGAUAGCGAGAGUGCUGCCACCGGUGCGUAUAAGUACGCGAAUUAUCAGACGUCGACUAACGGCAAACGUUGUCGCUCAUUAUUGUUGAGGAACAUUUAAUCUCAUCAAUAUCCAAGAGUUUCAUAGCCUCCUCCGCUCCCUCGGGUGGAAUGCCUGCGGAGGAGGCAAAGAGUUUCAAACGUUCCCUGGCUAAAAAUCUUUACUUGGACGAGAUUUCGACUGCCAGCCUGCAGUCGUCGACGCAAAUUUUUUUUCCGUAGACAGUCGGACUCUUCAUUGAUAGUCGGACGCAUCAUUGAUCCGCGUCCAGGCCUCCGCGCGUUAUCAAUGGAUCCCUUCGUAACCCACUGGUGCACCAUAUAUCCAUCACUCCACGUUGUUCUUUUUCGACCACGUGUCAGAUGAACGAUUUACUUCGCGAUGCCAUAAUAAAUCUACAAACUUGUUUUUCUGGUUCCGAAAAUACUCAAGAACGGUUAUUGCGAGUUAAAACUAUAUAUCAUCCCUAUUGAAGAGAAUCAGGAUAAGAUAACUAGCGUGCAAUUAAAGGAAAUAGUGGAAGAAUCAAAGCGACAAUCAAUACCACUUUCCACAAAUAGUGAAAUAGACGUAUUGCAGAAUAUCCUGUGCACGGAAUACAUAUCAUGUAGCCCGCCCACUAUUUCACUGGAAGCGUAUAUACCAUGAUCUUAUUGCCUCGUUCUAAUAUACAAGUUGAAACUAUUAAUUACCAAGACAAUAUUACGAAUUGAUACUAUAAGGGAAAUAUCAUGGAAAACUUUUAAUGUUUAAUAUUAUGCUUAGUAUGUUUUAUAAUAUAAAAUAUUUUCUCCCAGCCACGCUAAUUAAUCAUAAUCUGUCAAACACCAAUGUCCGGUUGUGAGGAACAUAUUUGCAUAUUACACCACAUUUUAAGCUCUCUAUAGCAUGAGAAUUUAAUAUAUUAAUGCCAACUAACUGUCGCCUUAAUCUCAAAAUAACUACUUGACUGUGUAUCCACGCAUUGGCGUAUCCACUAAAAUAUAGAGCUAUCUAUAGCAUGAGAAUUUGCUCGUUCUCAAAAUAACUACUUGACUGCGUAUCCGCGUAUCCACUAGAAUAGAGAGCUACAUUUAACACGGACAAUUUAAUUUAUUAAUGCUAAGUCACUAUAUAUAUGCCCCGUAGCUAGCUUUACCGGACCACCGUCUAUUUAUUAUUAAUCUAUUGAGAAUAAAUGUAGAUCAGUAUUAAUACAUCGUAUCCAUGAUGUUUGAAAGGCAUAGCUUAAAAAGUGGAUGGGUAUUCUGCAAUGCCAAUCGCUCCUGUCAGAUGUCAUCAUCACACAAGGUAUGAAGCCACAGAUUUUGACAUCUCAACCAAGCAAUACUGAUUUUGAAAUCACCAAUUGCGUGCGACGAGUAUCCGCUGAAUAUUUUGUUUUAAGGGCGCGGGUCAAUGAUGCGUCCGACUAUCAAUGAGGAGUCCGACUGUCUACGGAAAACAAAUUUGCGUCGUCGACGGGUAGAUUAAAGUGAAUGAUACGAAGACUGAAGCUGGCAGUCGAAAGCUCGUCCAAAUUAAUAAACAUUUUUAGCCAGUGAACGCUUGAAACUCUUAAUAUUAAUCCUGGUUUCGCAUCUAACAUCUUUAAAUCAUCAAUAUCUUUUAUGCAUGUUCUAAAAUCUUAUCUUUUCUUUAUUUAAUUUUUUAGAAAGGAUUAGAUAUCACCCACAAAGCUAUGAAGAAAUCUCUAGCGUUUCUCUGUAUGAGUCAUGAUGAUGCCAGCGGUAAAAUCACCUACCAUACCAAGACAGAUGAUAUCAGUGUGAGUUAUAAAGACGUAGGUUAUGAACCUAACUUCAAGAUCGUCAACGAAGCUACAAGAAAAGUUACAGAAAAACUUGGAGGAACUUUUGUGAACCCGUUAUGGAGCGAACAUCUUGGCAAGAGUGUUAUUACAGUUCAUCCAUUGGGCGGGUGCCCUAUGGCCGAAUCUGGUAAAACUGGUGUGGUCAAUCACGCUGGACAAAUUUUUGAAGGUAAAGAUUGUAGUUGUGACUGGUGUGUUUCCAUUUAGCGA
This is a messenger RNA of Paramuricea clavata, 10165 nucleotides long. Lineage: Eukaryota; Metazoa; Cnidaria; Anthozoa; Malacalcyonacea; Plexauridae. The record is from the annotation of a GenBank genome assembly.